GCUCCCCGGCGGGCAGCGGUGUCGUCCCUUCACCGCGUUAAGGAUGCCGCGCGCGGCCGGAUCGCUUUAAGGCUGCCGACCGAGCUGGAGAUGGGCAGCAGCUGCGAUAAAGGUAUCCGUGUGCUCCGCAGCCGGCUGCGCGUGCCUCGCCGCGUGGGGAGAGACGUCUGUGUGUCCUGCGCGUCCGUUUGCACGGGAGACCUUAUUUUGCGUGCGCCGGUGUGCAUGCUUUAUGGUCGCUACAACCAGAUACAAGCAUGUCUCGCAGGAAUAUUUAUGCUCGUCAGAGCAGCCCGCAUGGAUUUAGGAUGCCAAAGUCGUAUCUUAGUAAGGUCAUAUUGCCAGAACGAGGAGAGUUUGACCUAUAUAUAUAUGUAUAUUUUUUUUUUUUUAAAUCUGCAGAGAUAUGUAUGUCAUACUCUGCAGGCAGUCGCGAGCCUUCUGAUGAUCGUACGCCUUGAGCCCGCAGGAUGAUCGUAUAGGACCGAACUUUGACCUUUGUCAAGUCGUGUUCAGCCAGGGCUAAAAUUGAGCUUCCCCGUGUCUCGGUUUCGGUCGUCUGUUAAUUACUGCAUAGCUAAUGUGAAAAAAAAAAGGAAUAGUGUAAAGUUUUCGGCAUAGUAGCUCACGAACAGUAAUAGAAUACCAAAUACCUUUGGGUAUUGAUCUGCACCAGUUUUUUUAUUUUAAUUGCCUAUUGCCUAGGAUCGGGUCGGAUUCAUAACCUUGAAUCUGCGAGUGGAAAUGCCGUUGUAAUUUAAGGUCCCAGCAGAGAGAUCUCCUCGCAGACGGAGCAUCUCGGGGACCAGCACGUCGGAGAAGACCAACUCCAUGGAUGCUUCGAACACCUCUCCUUUCAAAGUGCCGGGCUUCUUCAGUAAACGUCUGAAAGGCUCCAUCAAGAGGACAAAGAGUCAGUCGAAGCUGGACAGGAACACAAGUUUCCGUCUCCCAUCUCUCCGCAAUACCGAUGACAGGUCCCGUGGAUUGCCCAAGCUGAAAGAGUCCCGUUCCCAUGAGUCUUUACUGAGCCCGGGCAGCGCGGUGGAGGCCCUGGAUCUCGGGGCGGAAGAGAAAGUCUUUGUCAAACCACUUCAUAGCAGCAUCCUUGGACAAGACUUCUGCUUUGAGGUAACCUACUCCAGUGGCAGUAAAUGUUUCAGCUGUUCCUCUGCAGCAGAGAGAGACAAGUGGAUGGAAAACCUACGCAGGACAGUGCAGCCAAAUAAGGACAACUGCCGUCGAGCUGAAAAUGUGCUCCGUCUUUGGAUCAUUGAGGCAAAGGACCUUGCCCCCAAGAAGAAAUACUUCUGUGAGCUGUGCCUUGAUGACACUCUUUUUGCCCGCACCACCAGCAAAACAAAAGCUGAUAACAUUUUCUGGGGAGAGCACUUUGAGUUCUACAGUCUCCCACCUCUUCAUAGCAUCACAGUUCACAUCUACAAGGAUGUGGAGAAGAAGAAGAAAAAGGACAAGAACAACUAUGUAGGCCUGGUCAACAUUCCCAUGACCAGUGUAACUGGUCGCCAGUUUGUGGAAAAAUGGUACCCAGUCAGCACACCUACACCCAAUAAAGGGAAAUCAGGGGGACCUUCCAUUCGGAUAAAGUCCCGUUAUCAGACCAUAACCAUCUUGCCCAUGGAACAAUACAAAGAGUUUGCAGAGUUUGUUACCAGCAACUACACGAUGCUGUGCUCCGUGCUAGAGCCGGUGAUCAGCGUAAGGAAUAAGGAAGAGAUGGCUUGUGCUUUGGUGCACAUUCUUCAGAGCACUGGGAGAGCCAAGGACUUCUUGACGGAUUUGGUGAUGUCUGAGGUAGAUCGUUGUGGGGAGCAUGAUGUCUUGAUCUUCAGGGAGAACACACUUGCUACCAAAGCUAUUGAGGAAUACCUAAAAUUGGUAGGGCAGAAGUAUCUUCAUGAUGCACUAGGGGAGUUUAUCAAGGCUUUGUACGAGUCAGAUGAAAACUGUGAAGUGGAUCCCAGCAAGUGUUCGUCCAGCGAAUUAACAGAUCAUCAGAGCAACUUGAAAAUGUGUUGUGAGCUGGCCUUCUGCAAGAUCAUCAAUUCUUACUGCGUGUUCCCUCGUGAGCUGAAGGAAGUGUUUGCGUCUUGGAAGCAGCAAUGCCUGAGCAGGGGCAAGCAGGACAUCAGCGAACGCCUGAUCAGUGCCUCACUCUUCCUCCGGUUCCUGUGCCCCGCUAUCAUGUCCCCCAGCCUCUUUAGCCUCAUGCAGGAGUAUCCUGAUGACCGGACAUCUCGCACCCUCACGCUUAUUGCUAAAGUCAUUCAGAAUCUCGCCAAUUUUGCUAAGUUUGGUAAUAAGGAAGAGUAUAUGGCCUUCAUGAAUGACUUUUUGGAACAUGAGUGGGGGGGAAUGAAGCGUUUUCUCCUCGAGAUCUCUAAUCCAGAUACCAUCUCAAACAUGCCUGGAUUUGAGGGCUACAUCGACCUGGGCAGAGAGCUCUCAGUUUUGCAUUCCCUCUUGUGGGAGGUUGUGUCUCAGCUUGAUAAGGGUGAAAAUUCCUUCCUACAGGCGACCGUGGCAAAACUGGGACCUCUGCCUCGUAUUCUUGCUGACAUCACCAAGUCAAUGACCAACCCUACACCUAUACAGCAGCAGUUGAGGCGUUUCACUGAGCACAGCUCUAGUCCAAACGUCAGUGGCAGUCUCUCCUCAGGGCUUCAGAAGAUAUUCGAGGACCCCACUGAUGGUGACUUGCAUAAGCUGAAGUCUCCAACCCAGGAAAAUGUAGAUGGAUAUUUUAGAGGCAAGACCUUACUGUUGGUACAGCAGGCAUCCACCCAGAGCAUGACUUACUCCGAUAAGGAUGAAAGGGAAAGCAUCUUGCCCAAUGGACGUAGCAUCUCCCUCAUGGACCUCCAGGACCCUCACACGGCUCACAGCGAUCACGCUUCUAUUAUGCACGACGUGCCUUUGCGUUUGGCCGGCAGCCAGCUCUCUAUAACACAGGUGGCCAACAUCAAACAGCUGUGGGAAACCCAGAGCACGCCCCAGAGCGCUCCCCAGGUGAGAAGGCCUCUGCACCCAGCAUUGAACCAACAGGGCAGUCUCCAGCCUCUGUCAUUCCAGAACCCAGUUUACCAUCUCAACAACCCGCCUCCGCCUAUGCCAAAGGCCUCCGUGGACUCCAGCCUGGAGAACUUAAGCACUGCCAGCUCCCGGAGCCGAAGCAACAGCGAAGACUUCAAACUCAGUGGACCCAGCAACAGCAGCAUGGAGGACUUCACCAAGCGCAGCACGCAGAGCGAGGAUUUCUCCCGGCGGCACGCAGUGCCGGACAAGCACGUUCCUAUCGCUCUGCCCCGCCAGAACAGCAGCAGCCAAGCGCAGAUCCGCAAAAUGGACCAAGCCGGGCUGGGUGCCAGGGCCAAGGCGCCGCAGUCCCUGCCGCACAGCGCUUCCUUGCGGAGCACCGGCAGCAUGUCGGCGGUGUCGGGGGCCAUGGUGGCCGAACCCAUCCAGAAUGGGAGUCGGUCCCGGCAACAGUCCUCAUCUUCUAGAGAGAGCCCUGUCCCAAAGGUGAGGGCAAUUCAGAGGCAGCAGACACAGCAGGUAUCUCUGCUCCAGGUUCACUCGCCUGUUGACUCUGCCACAAUGUCACCAGUGGAGAGGACAGCUGCGUGGGUUCUCAACAACGGGCAGUAUGAAGAAGUGGAGGAGGAUGCAGAGCAGAAUCAAGAUGAAGUCAAGCACGCUGAGAAGUAUGAACAAGAGAUAGCGAAGCUGAAGGAACGCCUGAAGGUGUCGAGUCGCCGGCUGGAGGAGUAUGAGCGGCGCCUCCUGGUGCAGGAGCAGCAAAUGCAGAAGCUGCUGAUGGAGUACAAGUCCAGGCUGGAAGACAGCGAGGAGAGACUGCGCAGGCAGCAGGAGGAGAAGGACAGCCAGAUGAAAAGUAUCAUCAGCAGACUCAUGGCAGUUGAAGAGGAGCUAAAGAAGGAUCAUGCAGAGAUGCAAGCUGUCAUCGAUGCAAAGCAGAAAAUUAUUGAUGCACAGGUCAUAAAUGGGGCUGAGAUAAUUCAAACAGGAGAAGCGGAUCGUGUCGCUGGACUCGGCCAACACGCGGCUGAUGAGCGCCCUGACGCAGGUGAAGGAGCGCUACAGCAUGCAGGUGCGCAACGGCAUCUCGCCCACCAAUCCCACCAAGCUUUCCAUCACGGAGAACGGUGAAUUCAAGAACAGCAGCUGCUAACCGGGCAGACGCUGCCGGCCGCCUCCCCAGAAGAAGAGCAAGAGGGAGCAGGCUCGAGAACCCCUCCUUCCCCUCACAGGUUUACAUAAUGCUGCUAAAAUGGAAAAGAAAGAAGAACUCUUAAAAAAAAAAAAAAAAAAUAGGGCCUUAAUUCCCCACUCAAGGCCAGGAGAAUUGGGCUCCCAGGAACAAGUCCUUCCAUAUCACCAUGUAAAUAAAGGGAUCUCUUGGGUCAUGUACAGAAAAUGCCCAUGUAAUAUACCAAAAGGAAGUGAAUACUGUAGAUUUUUUUUUUAAUUAUUGCUAUUUUUAUUAUUUUUUUUUCCUCUUGUUAAAAGCACUGCAGUCCUUGGAAGAGAAAGAGGGGAGUGUGAGUGCAUGUGUGGUGUGGGUGAGAGCGAGAGAUGAGCAGUGGGUUACCUUAGGUAGCAGCUGUAUAUAUCAGGCUGCCUGAUGCAAGUACACAAGUGGAGUGAAAUAGUAGCGAAAUGAAUUUUGUAAAAAGACUCAUCUGCUGGUUUUAUUCCCCUCUUCCCUAGUUGUUCUUUAACUGAAUGCAAACUCAAUAGCAAACAUUUUAGCAAGAAGGUUGGCUCUUGCUGGAACUUGUAGUUACUUUUGGUAGGACUCCAGCAAAAAAAGAAAAAGAAAAAAGAAAAAACAGUCUUUUUGAACAUCCUGGGUAAAAACUCCACUUGGAGCAGUGAGCUUGUUUCCUUACAUUUGCACAAAGUCAGCCUUCCCAUCAAACAGGGAAAGGGAAUCUGCAGUUUUCAAGGUAGGAUUCUUUCUUUUUUAUACCAGUUCUAACACAGUUUAAAUUUUAUGUUUUGAGAAUUUACAGGCCUGUAAAUACUUUUCUCUCUCUCUUUUUUUUCCUAUCCAAUCACUUUAUGCACCAUGCAGUAGCACCCUGAAUUCAUUUUCUGCCCUCCAUCGGGAACAAGCAGGUUAACGCUCUGGAGAAGGGGCUACCCAAAGGGUCCCCAUGCCCAGCACCAUAGAUUUCUGUAUACAAAAUACAUUUUUUCUAGAUGAUUUCUUCAUUUUAACCCUCUAGUGUUCAAUUUCACCAUUUCAGCCACUGGUUUAGCCAGUCUAGUUCUGCUGAAAGAUGCUUUCUGCUCUUUUUCUUUUAAGAUCUUCUGUUUCCUUUGAAAUUUGUCCAUCUUUGAAUACUCCUAAGGAUUUCUUUGGCGUUCUGUACUCACCAGAUUUUUCUUAAGGAGUUUAGACUAAACUUUUCCUCUCCAAUUACUUCCAGUUGCAUUUCACCGAAGCAUACUUGCGGGCUCUAUGUGAAUGCACCUGUAGUUACUAAGUGACCUUCUCGCGGAAGAUACUGAUGUUCGCAUACCGUAAGAGAUUCACGAUAAAUGACACAGAAUUGUCAGUUCUGCUGAUUUCCUCAAACGUCGCAGUACUUAGCCUGAGGGUUUCUAAAGCCCCAGCUUCUUGAGUCGGCUGUGAGUCUUCACUUUCACAUCUUGGCGUACACUUCUAACCCCUUUUUCUUACAGAAAAAUUGGGAUGAUUUGGACUCGGAAAGUAAAUAAAAUCACUUCAACAGCAGUUCAAGUUUUGAAUUACAGGAAUAUACUAAUAACAGCCGAGUGUGAUUAACCCUUCGCACAGACUGUGGAAACCGGAAAAGUAGAUGUCCUCAAAACUGGACGCAGCCUCCCGGGUGUGGGAUGCACUUAGCUGAACGGUUCCCGCUUGGACCAGGAGAGCCUGAGCGAUGGAAACGGGGGCGCUGUAAUUUCAGGAAGGUCGGAGCUGAUGAGCUGAUUGUCCCUGGCCUUAAGUUUCCGAGUCUCUAAAAUUGUGUUAUGUGAAAAAUGUGGGGAUUUCUAAGCUCAUCUCAUGACUUGAAGCCUGACUCGUGUUGCACGUGAAGGGUUGGCAAUGCUGAGGGCCCACGUUCAGUGUCUGCUGUCACGUUCGAUGUCUGGAAAUGGAUUUAUCUCACCUCUGUAGGCAAAUUCACUUUGCGGCAGAGUUUGCGGAGCAGUUAACUGUUCUACCUUGAUCUUUGUGAGUUAAGAUACUUCAGUUAAAAGUUGUCCCACGCGCCUGUUACGUUACUAACUACGCAUAGAUACUGAGACCACAUCUCCUGCGCUGGCGGAGGCAUAAGGAACACGUGUGUGAAUCUCUUAACAGGGCCUUGGCUGUUAAUUUACAUCUUGAGGAAAAGACUCGUCAGCAGUGAGUAGGGAUUCACCUGUAAGCUUAGUUCUUCCGGCUCAAAGCUGCCGUCUCUCGCCGCUCGGACGCGGCUCGGUUCUGCAGGCCGGGGAGCGUUCCCGCCUCGUUGCUCGCGCGGCGCAGCCAAGCUACGGGGCUGCGCGCUGCGUUCGCUCAGAAGCGGCUUCUUUCCAAUACUUUCCAAAUGAUGUCUUCCAGCUGUGGGUCAUCGCUGACCUCCAAUAUUUUCUUCCUCAAGCUGUGCCUUUCAGUUCCUCCUGCUUUCCUCCUCCAUCCGUGCAUCCCAGCUGUAGCUGGGCAUCCUGUAUGGCUUAAUUUCUGUUAUACGGGGAAGCUCUCUCUUACAACCACCGUUUGCAUCCCCUUUUUGUUGAGUAUGUUUGUGUGACUUGCAUCUCUCCCUUUGCUGUUUACUUACCCAGCUGCAUGGUGGGGAGUUCUUCCCCCGAGGAGCCUUUUCGGGUGGGCCCGGGCAUUGCUCGUUUAUUACGCAGUGCAGACGGCGUGGGUGUUCUGCGACCGAAACGUGAGAGCAAGCAGUCGCUUGAAUGCAUUGGCUGUGGGGGUUUUUUGCCUCCAGGUUAGAAGAACAAGGCAGAAGCAGAGAAGUCAUUCUGGUAGCGGUAGUUUAGCAUUAAUUUGGGAAAUGCAUUUCACCGGAGUUCACCAGCUUUCUGGUAACGUGUUAAAGACCACUGGCGUAGCUCUGUGGUUAGAUGCUGAAGAGCCCAAGGCGUGCGCUUUGGUUUCUGCAAAGGAGUGCAAUAGGGGCGACAUUUCAGUCCUUUUUUUUUUUUUUUUUUUUUUUUUUUUUCCUCCAGAGAGGCGUAAUACCUGCCCCAAGUUUUAUACAUUUUGGCGAGCUCUUUAGUGAUGUAUCAUUCUGAAUAACGACCUUUCGCCUAUGUAUUUCUUAAGCUUGUAGACUGGGAAAAGUUGCCGUUCCAAACGGGCCUGGCUAUCAGUACCGCCCACAGCUUGCUGCUAGGCUGGUUGGUGUCGCCUGUGUAUCAGUUUCUGUGCUGAAGCGCAGAGUGUUUGUCCCUGUCCACGCAGGGAGAAGCUGCCGGUAGACCCACAACGGGGUGAAGGUCGCAGAUUCGCAGUUUUGCCAGACUAAAACUGAUCAGCAGCAGAACAAAACGUUACGCUCCCGAGUUCUGCAGGCAGCUGUCUCUCCCGGUUUGUCACCGAGCAGCUUUCUAGAGAAAUUUUAAGCUGCUUCAAGCCGACAAAAUGCAAAAAUGUCAGGUUCUAUUUUGUCCAGUCUGAUUGAAUUGCAGUGGCACUAAACCACGUGGCAGCCAAAAGGUCUGCCUGUUUUGAAGCAAGAGCCCUGACUGGGCCUGAUCACGUUUGCUUUCGGACUAACAGCUGGUGGGUUUGUGCAGCAAUGAGAGGAAAAGUAAAUAACGCAAAAAUCGGAUGAUGAACCUUGCAGUCAUUGGGAUUUGGUUCAUGCCUUAACCAAAUGCACCAGAAGCGCCUAAUGCUGUCGCAAGCAACCACUGCUCUCAUUUGGGAACAGCUGAAGUAGCGCAGGAAAAAAUCACGAGCCAGUAGGAGGGAUAUUUGUGUGUUCCCAAGGCUGAAACAGAAAAAUUGCCCCAUCGUGGCAUCUCAGUCCCUGCUGGCCAUGUGCACUCAACACCGCUGUAAGGAUGAUCCUCCCCAAAUGGCAGAGCCAGCUGGGCUUCCAGGUUCUCAGGAGAAGCUCCUGGCUGGUAUGGUGGAGCAAAGAAACACAGCAGCGUUUUGUAGCACUGUGGCCUUCUGCCGUGUUGUGGAUGGUGUCUGCAGGGUGCGUGAGGAAGACGGAAGCAGAGGAAGCACUGCUGGAAGUGCCCGUGCCUUGCAGCUCGAGGAGUUCAGGCCUUUAGUACGGGAAAUGAGAAGGUUUCACAUCUGGGAAGUAGCAACUGUGUAUUAGAAAUGGGCAGCUGUGUGUAAAAGAUCCAUACAGCUGCACAUUUUGCGACUUUCCUCAUAAGUGAAAUAAUUCUAAGCAGGGAUCCAGAGGAGCAUGGAAAGGGAUGUGUGCAUUUUCUAGUUAAGAGACUAUGGGGUAUAUCCAGUAAUAAACUCUGUAUCCAUCUACUAAGUUCUAAUUGGUGUUCUCACAGCUGCUUUGAAUUGGCUUAGGCUUUUUUUCCCCUACAUGAUGUAUUAAUUCCAUGUUUUAUUGCUCACUUAAACCCACCAGCUUUUAACUUCAUUUGAAUAGUCAACAAUCAAAGUCAGACGUUGUUACAGCAAUGUACUGGGACUGUGUCAGCAAUAUUUAUCUGUCAGGUAACUACAUAUGUAACCUAUCUGUGUUCUGCAAAAAUGUGUGUGUUCUGCAAAACUGUCUGUGUUGUUCCUGAAGAACGAUUCCUGUCCAAGGUGAAACCGUUACGUGUAUUUACAUCGGUGAUUAGCGUUAACCGUGUAGACGUGUUCUGCUCAGCCACAGGUACCCAACCGAGUGUGACAGAUCAAAAGGGUUAAAAACUUAGGCUGAUGCUUUUAGACGUUUCCUUCUUCACAGUAAGUUAACUCCCAUGAGAGAGAGCAUGUCAUUGCAGAUCAUGCCUGCCAGGAAUCCUAUCUGUAAAAAUAGAUUUUCUGUCUCAAGGGCCUUAAUAAGAGUGUUACUACACAGAACUGUUUUACAAUGAUAGCUCUAAAUAAUUUAUUUUUUAUUUCAACAAAGUACACCUUAAAAAAGUAAUAAACUUGUUUUUCAAGCUGUAUUUUUAUGCUAGUAGCACUGGACUGUCUGGUCUCUGAGAUCCAUCUCUGCAUUUCAUUGCCUGGGUUUGUUCUAAAGAAGAUUUAUUUUUGUUCUGUGAAUAAUUUUUGAAGGUUCUUGUAUAUGUACAGAUAUAGAUACAUUUGAGGUCUUUUAUUGAUAUUCCUACAAAGAAUACAAAUAAACUUUAACUUUAAACA
Molecule: messenger RNA, 9358 nt
Organism: Rhea pennata
Lineage: Eukaryota; Metazoa; Chordata; Aves; Rheiformes; Rheidae
Gene: RASAL2
Product: RAS protein activator like 2
Exons: 17
Coding region: 832-4191 (1119 amino acids)
Biological process (GO): regulation of GTPase activity
Source: RefSeq, a predicted model, not a curated record